Messenger RNA from Anthostomella pinea, 681 nucleotides. Lineage: Eukaryota; Fungi; Ascomycota; Sordariomycetes; Xylariales; Xylariaceae. The record is from the annotation of a GenBank genome assembly.
AUGAGCUGGGAGUCGACCGUGACACACUACCAGGAGAUCAACCGGCACGUCCGCAUGGUCAAAGGUGGUCUGCACUCGGCGCCCUGCAUCCUCUUCUCCUUCGACUUCGCGCGCAUCGAAGCGCUGCAGCACGCCGGCAGAUGGGACGAAUCAGGGCAGCUGCUAGACGAAGCCGCGACGUCACUCCAGCGCGUCGGCGCUCAGGCAAUCUUGCUGUGCACCAAUACCAUGCACUUCGUCUCGCAGGGCAUCAAGACCGCGUCCCACCUGCCUCUGCUGCACAUCGCAGACCCGACUGCUGAGCGCAUCAUCAAGGCCGGCUUUCAGACCGUCGGACCCCUCGGCACGCGCUUCACCAUGGAGAAGGACUUUUACAAGACCCGCCUAAGCGACAAGUUUGGGUUGGACGUUGUGGUUCCGGAUGAGAAGGGUCGCGCCGUUGUACAUGGGAUCAUCUAUAGGGAACUCUGCAAUGGCAUCACCAGGGACGAGUCGCGCGAGGGGUAUUACAGAGUCAUUGCAGACAUGAAGAAGGCGGGCGCCGAGUGUUUGAUUCUGGGUUGCACCGAGAUUGGUCUGUUGGUUACCGAGGCUGAUGGGCCGUGUGGGUUGCCGGUCUUUGAUACGACCAAACUUCACGCGAUUGCGGCGGCAGAGUGGGCGAUGGGGGAUGCUCAUUGA